This is a messenger RNA of Onychostruthus taczanowskii (white-rumped snowfinch), 3043 nucleotides long. It is a transcript of the gene A4GALT, whose product is annotated as alpha 1,4-galactosyltransferase (P blood group). Bases 608 to 1741 code for a protein of 377 amino acids. The transcript is spliced from 4 exons. Gene Ontology annotation, molecular function: acetylglucosaminyltransferase activity. The record is from RefSeq and is a predicted model, not a curated record. Lineage: Eukaryota; Metazoa; Chordata; Aves; Passeriformes; Passeridae. Gene Ontology annotation, biological process: protein O-linked glycosylation.
CUCCGGGGCUCGGGAAGGGGACGGGUCCCUCCCGAGGAGUCUCCCUGACCUGAGCCGACCUGACCUGACCUGACCUGACCUGACCUUUCUUGAGGGGCGGCCCCGGGAGGGACAUCUCGGUCCCGUCCGGCGGUGGGAGCGGCACUGGUUGCGGGGCUGCGGAACGGAGCCGCGCUCUCAGCGAGGGGCAUCAUUGUGCCAAGUUACCAUGCACUGAAGCUCAGUGAUGCCAGAAGGAUGCAGCCUCCUGCAAGCCUGCUGUAAAAUCUUUUUGCGCCAAUGUUUUUGUCUGUCUCACCGGUGUCUGUGCCACAAGGAAGAACAUUCAAACCUUCAGCAGAAGCAGCCUUUUGCUGCUUUAGCUUUAGCAAGGCUGGUCACAGCAGGCUCAGAGGAACACCAAAGAAGAGCCUGAGGAGGAAGGGAGUGGGGCCACUUCCUUUAGCAGCAAUCGCCUUGGCUUUGUUAUCAGCAGAUAUUUUGGCACAAGUUGCAGAAGGAACAUGAAGCCUGCUAGUGGGGCAGAAGGUCGGUAGGGAAUGAGACUGGGAGUUCAGAGACCACUUUGAAACAAUCCAGAAUUAAUUUCUGCAUCUGGCUACAGAUCAUGACAGCUGUCCCGGGAGAGCAAGCUCUGGCUGGAGAGAGAAUGCUUAGGAUGCCCAGCUGCCUCCUAAAAGUGACCAGGGUGGUGCUGAGCCACAGGCUUUGUGCCCUGUUUAUCCUCAUCUUUGUGUUCGUAUCCUUUGCCUACCAGAAGUUGUACUGGGGCACCUGGGAGGACCCAAAGAGCAGCGGCCCCACCUACAGCUUGUCUGCUGAGAUGAGCUGUGCUCACUAUGUGCCUUCUGCCCUUGACAUUGCUGGUGGACCCUCUCCUUCCACAGGAAAGGUGUUUUUUGUGGAGACCUCGGAGCAAACUGCCCCAAGUUACCUGUUCUCGUGCUCUGUGGAGUCAGCGGCCAGGACACACCCCACAUCAAGGGUCAUGGUGCUCAUGAAAGGCGUGGCCAAAGGUAACGCCUCCUUGCCCAAGCACUGGGCUUUCUCCUUGCUGAGUUGCUUCCCCAACGUGGAAAUCCAGCCCCUGGACCUGACAGAGCUCUUUUCUGGAACACCUCUGAAAAGGUGGUACUUACGGCCACUGCGGCACUGGGAGCCUCAUUUUUUACCGGUCCUGUCUGACGCCUGCAGAAUUGUCCUCAUGUGGAAAUUUGGUGGCAUCUACCUGGAUACAGACUUCAUUGUGCUUAAGAACUUGCAGAACCUCACCAAUGCCCUCGGCAUUCAGGGUGACGAGGUACUGAAUGGAGCCUUUCUAUCCUUUAAGGCCAAGCACAAGUUCAUGGAGCUUUGCAUGAGGGACUUUGUGGAGGACUACAAUGGCUGGGUCUGGGGGCACCAGGGCCCAGAGCUCCUAACUCGUGUCUUCAAGAAGUGGUGCUCCAUCCAGACUAUCAAGAGCAUGAGCUGCAGAGGUGUGAGUGCUCUUGCCCAAGAAGUUGUUUAUCCUAUUCCCUGGCAGGACUGGAAGAAGUUGUUUGAGGCAGUCAGUGCCUUGGAGCUUCAGAAACUCCUUAAGAACACCUAUGCAGUGCACAUAUGGAACAAACUGAGCCACGGGACCAAGUUAGAGAUCCCCUCCCAGGCUCUGCUGGCUCAGCUCUAUUCCCAGUUCUGCCCUGCCACCUAUGCAAAGAUGAAACAGGACUCUGAAGAGUUGUCAAGGCAUGCAGUAUGACCUGGGGGCCCUUGGCUGCAGGGAUGUUCCCCAGGCUGAAGGAAACAGAGUGCCUUUGACCUUCCCCAGAGUUGGUUUCUAGUCCCCAGAGCAGGUGUUCCGUGUGACAGCUCUGUGGUUUUGUAACUGAUAUUCCUGAUAUCUGCCUCAGAUCCCUUGUGUUUCAAAUUUACAGCAGUACCUGACUCCAGCCUCUCUUGCUGUCCUCCACAAGACCUGUCACUGCAGGGAAGAUUGAACCCAUUCAUCAGCAUCCUUGAGCUGGUCCUCGCUUGGUGUUCUCCAAUGGCUCUUCCUGUGAAGCCCAGCCUGAGCAGCCCCUUGUGAUGUUUCAACAGCUGUAGGAGCCCCUGCUUUGCUCUCUGUGGCAUUUUUGAGUUUGUGAAUCACUACCAGACAGUGCCAAAGGGCACAGAUUGCUGGCGCUUGGAACAGAAUUCCCUGGCUGGCAACGAUCCUUACACGUGGGGAAACACAUGAAGAGUAUAUGAAAUUUGCUUUAAGAAGCAGAAAGCAGUUUAGAUCCCAGCAUAGCUCAGUGUGAAGUUGUUCUAAACUUCUGCAGUAAGAAAAGUUCAAAUGAUGCUUCCUACUGUUUCUAGAUCCACAGCAGUGGGAUGACUUGUCUCAGUCUCCUCAGGAAAACAAAUAGACAAAAGCAGAUCUUUGAGGAGCAGAAGUUAUGAAUAUCCUUGCUCUGCUGAACUAGUUCUUGUAGGAUACCAACAUCUAAGCAGCCAUUGUCACACUCUGAAGGGGCUCAGCAUUUCCUGCUUCUGCAGUGCUGUGGGGAGGAUUACAUCCUUUUUACUGGAAUACUGAGCCCAAUGUGGAAAUCCAGAAGACAACAUGUCCACAGCAACAGAAGGACCAGGUGCAGGACUCAGAGCAGUGUCCCCGGGGGCAAAAAUAAAAAAUCAAAAGCACUUGAAUUUUGGAAAAGACCUCCAAGAUCAGGGAGUCCAACCUUCAAUUCAGUAUCACCAUACCCACAAGCCUUUGUCCCAAAGUGCCAGGUAUACUCAUUUUUUGGAGCACUUCCAGGCAUAGUGACUCCACUGCUUCCCUGGGGAGCCUGUGGCACACAGUGCUUAAGCACUCUGAAAUUCUUCCUCGUAUCCAACUGAACCUACCAUGGUGCAGGGAGUUCUGCAUCCAGCUCUGGGAUCCCAGCACAGUAAGGACAGGGAGCUUGCUGGAGCCAGGCCAGAGCAGGGACACCAAGGGGAUCAGAGGGAUGGAGCAGCUCUGCUGGGAGAAGAGGCUGAGGGAAGUGGGAGUGCUCAGCCUGGAGAAGAGAAG